AUGGGCAAAAGAGUGUACCCCCGCACCAUCGUCGAAGAGGCCCCGAGCCACGACGGCAGGCCCUGCUACGCGGCCUGGCAGAUGACGGAAAUGGACCCCGACACCGAGACGCCGCCGGACGCCUCCAACCGGCCCAAGUGGUCCAUCCAGCUCUACGACACCACGCCCGCGGCCGGCGACCGCGAGCACAUCAAGGCCACAGCAAAAAGGCUCGAGGAGUCGACGCGCCGGGCCCGCCAAAGGCGCGAGGCGCAUAGUCGCGUCGAGGUCCACGGCCUCGUGCUCCCCGCCGGCACGCCCGAGGCCGAACGCGUGGCGCUGUGCGCGGCGCACCACCGCGCCGAGGUCGCCGCGCGUAACGCCUCCGGCACCGCCGACUUCUUCAUCCCCCCGACCUUUGACGAGCUGUGGGAGCGCCGCAUCCUCGUCAUCGACAAGCCCGUCGCCGACGCCACCAGAGACGAGAGCUCGCCGGGGACGGGCGAGAGGGACGACGACGGCGGGGGCGCUUUCCUUGCCGUGUUUUUCGACAUGAAACCCGAGGCCGCGGCCGAGGGCCCCGACGGACCCGACUACGAAGUGGUGCGGUUCCCGGGUAGGGACCUGGGCGACAGGCUGCGGAGCUUCACUAGCUCGAUUGAGUGGUUCUACAACUCGUAUGUUGGAAACGGGACGAUCUAUAGCGGCCUGGAGAAGUGGCGACGAGAGGCCUAG
Messenger RNA from Colletotrichum higginsianum IMI 349063, 714 nucleotides. RefSeq names its product Arca-like protein. Bases 1 to 714 code for a protein of 237 amino acids. The transcript has a single exon. Lineage: Eukaryota; Fungi; Ascomycota; Sordariomycetes; Glomerellales; Glomerellaceae. The record is from RefSeq and is a predicted model, not a curated record.